Messenger RNA from Closterium sp. Naga37s-1, 384 nucleotides. The record is from the annotation of a GenBank genome assembly. Lineage: Eukaryota; Viridiplantae; Streptophyta; Zygnematophyceae; Desmidiales; Closteriaceae.
AUGGUAUUUCAGUCUGAUCGCCGGGUUGCGCGUGCUGUGCGCGCGCUCUCGCGGCGAGACUCAGCUCCGCUCGCGGCGAGCCGCCGGGCGCGCUGGUCGCCCCCCGGGAGGGCGCUUGCGGAUGCGCGACGCGGUCGUGGCGGACAUGCGACGGGAGGUUCAGGUCGUGGUUGCCGCAGCUCCUACCAGGAGGCACCAGGGGGCUACGUUUCCGGCGGGUACGGCGAGCGGAAAGUAAACUGCUUCUUGCGAAAUCGUCGAUCGGAGGUGUUGACUGGCGACCCGUUGAAGCGCGGAGGUAACAGCCGGGGCGCUUCCACAUUCGAAAAAGAUGGGCCGGUUCCGGUCAAGAGGGCUAAGGACAUUAUUGAAAUCUCCAGUUAA